Molecule: messenger RNA, 1658 nt
Organism: Strigops habroptila (Kakapo)
Lineage: Eukaryota; Metazoa; Chordata; Aves; Psittaciformes; Psittacidae
Gene: QPCT
Product: glutaminyl-peptide cyclotransferase
Exons: 7
Coding region: 298-1386 (362 amino acids)
Molecular function (GO): zinc ion binding; glutaminyl-peptide cyclotransferase activity
Source: RefSeq, a predicted model, not a curated record
CCCCCCGUUUCACACCGGCCGCAGCAAGGCGCGAUGCCCGAGGCCGGGCCGGGGCUGCCCGCCCGCCUCCCGCGGAGCUGCUGACGUGGUGCCAGGGACCAGGCGCGUUUGGGAGCGGGGACGAGCCGGGGGAGGCUGGCACAGCUGCGGCCGCAGCGGCCUCCGUCCCUCACUCCCUUCUUCCCUCCCUCCUCCGCCGGCCCCGGCUUCCCCCUGCCCGCCCCCGGGCCUCGGCAAGGCGGAGGGAAGGGCGCCCGCGGGGAGAGCCGUGGGGGAAGAGCAGACCAGAGGAGAGGGAUGGCGGGGGGCGAGGGGCGGGCGGGCGCUGCUCGGCUGCUGGGGACACUGUGCCUCGCCGCCGCCUGCCUGCCGCUGGUGCUCGGGAGGGACCCCGGCGCGGCGUGGACCCUGGAGAAGUAUUCUCACCAACCAAGAAUUUUACAGUCUGAUGCUAUCAAAAAAGUUGCUGCAAACACAGAUAUUUCUGAAAUGUGGGAGAAUGAUUUACGCCCUAUGCUGAUAGAACGAUACUCAGGAUCACCAGGAAAUUAUAUCGUACGACAGCAUAUCAAGCACCGUCUUCAAAGAUUACGGGCCGGCUGGGAAAUUGAAGAAGACACGUUCCAGAGGUACACACCAUAUGGAUAUCAAACAUUUUCAAAUAUCAUCAGCACUCUCGACCCCUCUGCAAAACGCCAUCUGGUUCUAGCUUGCCACUACGACUCAAAGCUCUUUGGACAACAAUGGCAGGAGAGAGCUUUUGUAGGAGCAACUGAUUCAGCCGUGCCUUGUGCUAUGAUUUUGGAGCUGGCACGUGCCCUGGAUAACCAGCUUCAGCUAAUCAAGACCAGCUCAGCAUCAAGACCAGACCUUUCACUUCAGCUCAUUUUUUUUGAUGGUGAAGAAGCCUUUGUCCAGUGGUCCCCUUCUGAUUCCCUCUACGGAUCUCAACACUUAGCUAAGAAGAUGGUAUCUACUCCUCAUCCACCUGGUUCAACAACCACAAAUCAGCUGCAGGGCAUAGACCUGCUUGUACUACUGGAUUUAAUUGGUGCACCAAACCCUGUCUUUCCCAAUUAUUUUCCAAACACUAGUCGAUGGUUUCAGAGGCUUCAAGCAAUUGAGCAAGAGCUACACAACAUGAAUCUGUUGAAGAAUCACCGCAUUGAAAAGCAGUAUUUCCAGGCUACUUUCUAUCGAGGCUUGGUUGAAGAUGACCAUGUUCCAUUUCUACUAAGAGGGGUUCCAGUCCUACAUCUGAUUCCAUCCCCUUUUCCAGCAGUAUGGCAUACCAUGGAGGACACAGAAGAAAACCUUGACAAAACCACUAUCGACAAUCUCAGCAAAAUCCUGCAAGUGUUUGUACUGGAAUAUCUAAACCUGUGAGAGACAAAAUGACAACAGGUCAUACUCCUUUCUAAACACUGUUUGUCCAUCUUCACAUUUUCUAUUUAAUUGCAUUGAAGAGACUAAAGUAAAGAAAAAUAUAAUGAUAGUUCUUGCUAGACAGGUUAUUGAUUCAGCUGUUCCUGGCCCAAUGUUCUAUGCAGACAAGUAAGAUAGCAUUAAAGAAGAAUUAGUUUCAGCCUGGAAAGAAUUCGACCUUUCCAUGUUUUACCUCUGAAUAAAAAACCCAGGAUUUUUCUGGAUGGUUAUCA